AUGGCAGGAAAACAGCCGCCUGCAGUGACGCCCACCCGCACCAAACGAGAGUCACGAUCGCGGAAAGGAUGUCCAGAGUGCAGGAGCCGCAAGAUUAAAUGCGAUGAACAGAAGCCGGAAUGCGGGCAGUGCCUCAAGACUGGCCGGUCGUGCCGGAUCUUGGAUAGCCUCUUUAAACCGCACUCGUACUCGUUUAUGGUGACGCCGACCAAGGGAAGUUCGCCUGUUGAAGCUCAGAAAUCGGCCGGACAAGGAAAUGGUCCUGAUGCGAGAUCGCGGGAUAGUGCUUCACAUAACGACCCUAUAAAUCCGACGGAGAAGGCAAAUACUUUUGAAUGGCCAAUAGAUUCACCAAACAGAGAAAAUAGCCCUGUUACAACAAUUGCUUCGUCGACCAAUAUUCAGCAGGAACGGAAAGAGGAUUCAACUGCGGACUCCGCAGCCAUGAGAGAACACCCUAAAACCCCGUUGGCAGCAGUUUCGAGCAGUGAACAUCUGUACUCCCCAGCAGUGCCACACGGGAGCCCUUACAGCAUCCCGACCGCUCAUGAUGAAGAUAGCUACCAAGAUCGCUGCGAGAUCGCAUUCUUCCUGCGCCACUUCUCCGAAGGCCCCGGGCAAUGGAUGGACAUAUGCGGAGGCAAAUCAUAUUUCAGCCAAAAUGCCGUCGUACUCGCACACUGGAAUCCGCUUGUACGUUAUGCUGCCUGUGCUUUAGGGGCCAAACAGCUAGGCCAGACAAGGCAUCCAGAAUCCCAGAUCCGGCAGACAAAGACACAAAGCUUGAUGAUGAAGGCGCUUAUUGAUACCAGAUUGGGGUUCACGUGGUACGGAGCGAAGUAUUAUGAGAAGGCGAUCAAGCUACUAGCCAACCACAUCUCGAACAAGGACCAGUCAUACUCACUAUCGCCGAAUUAUGUUUAUGGAUUGGGCUUGACUCCACAGAGUGUUGACCACAAUUCUACCCGCGAGCAGGAUGAGGAUGAAUUCCCUUAUCUUAUUAUAGCAGCCUGCAUCCUGUGUCAGUACGAGGAUGUCAACUCUACCAUACGUGCGUGGUCGGGGCACCUGGAUGGUAUCUUUCGACUGCUUCGACCGCACCUCACGGAACCAGGAUGCUUUGAAGUUGCUAGUAGGAUCCCACAGCCGGCGAGGGCACUGGACGCUGUUUUCUGGUUUGUCGUCAUCAACGACAUGUUGGAUGCCUUUGUUACGCGGAGUAAAACUCGAAUCGACCCCGACGACAUAUCUGUCUGGCGCAAUAUGGGCCUCCCGCUAGACAGUGAUGGGCAUUUCAAGCCUGAGUUAUCUGGAGAAGCGCAGUUGGAAAUUAUCCUAUUCAAAGCACUAGUUAGGAUGAUGUGCCAACUAAUGAAUUCCGAGCCUGGUGAUAUCACCCAGUGGACCAGAAUGAACGAAGAGUUCGACCGCUGGCAAAAUGCAGUUCCGCCAUCUUUCUAUAUACCCAUCGCAUGGCCACCUGUCGAGCCCAAUCCCUCGCCCAUAACCGACCCCUUCACCCGCGAGAUUUGGUUUGCAAGUGAUAUCUGCGCAGCAACCUUGGCCUUCUACCAUAUGGCUCGAAUGGUUCUUCUCGCGAACUGCCCGGUGAACGUAUUCCGACAAACCCGGGACGGGAAUGACGUCCUUGGGACAUAUAAUAGUCUCCAGAAAGACCUCCGAAAGCACGCGAUGGAGAUCAUCCCAAUCAUGCAUGCGAUGCCCAGCGAAACAGUACAAAAGUACAUGCUGCAGCCACUUUAUGUUGCGGGCCGGUCUUUGACAGACAAUGAAGAGCGAAGGAGCCUACUGCACAUACUGCGGGACAUGGGAGAUGACUUUGGGCUUUUUACGGACUACCGAAUUGAAGACCUCUGCGAGGAGUGGGGAAUGCCAUAUAGUGGUAUCGACCGUCGGGAUGGGCAUGGUAUUUUAACAUAA
Aspergillus puulaauensis is the source of this 1941-nucleotide messenger RNA. Its product is annotated as Zn(II)2Cys6 transcription factor. Gene Ontology annotation, cellular component: nucleus. The transcript is spliced from 4 exons. Bases 1 to 1941 code for a protein of 646 amino acids. The record is from RefSeq and is a predicted model, not a curated record. Gene Ontology annotation, biological process: positive regulation of transcription by RNA polymerase II. Gene Ontology annotation, molecular function: DNA-binding transcription factor activity, RNA polymerase II-specific; zinc ion binding; transcription cis-regulatory region binding. NCBI's taxonomy places the organism in Eukaryota, Fungi, Ascomycota, Eurotiomycetes, Eurotiales, Aspergillaceae.